Molecule: messenger RNA, 1649 nt
Organism: Hyla sarda
Lineage: Eukaryota; Metazoa; Chordata; Amphibia; Anura; Hylidae
Gene: RDM1
Product: RAD52 motif containing 1
Exons: 8
Coding region: 488-1237 (249 amino acids)
Cellular component (GO): nucleolus
Molecular function (GO): RNA binding
Source: RefSeq, a predicted model, not a curated record
AAUAACUGCACAUGUGCUAACAUACACUAGCCUCCCUCCGCUAACUGCAUAGCGGAGGAAAGCUGUGCAUGCGCUCUGCACGGUACGGACAACUGCGCAUGUGCAGUUGGGUACACUCCUAACGCUGCCUACGUUAGCCCUACGCUGUCAGCGUAGUGCUGCGCAUGCUCUCUAAGUUUUCUACGGAUCGAGAAAAUCUUUACAUCACCGGAUGGAAUGCGCCUUCUCGGAGGCGGCUUUCCCCACGCGGAUGCGCAUUGCAUACAUCCACAUACUUACAGAGUACGACUUGUAAUUACACCACGUCUCCAGGAGAUCUGCUGCCCCCUGAUAAAGUGCCGCCCUAGGCUUAGGCCCUGUUGGUCUAGUUAAAGAUACAGGUCUGCCAACAGCAGAGACAUUUCAACACUCACAUUUGACCAUUGCAGUAGUCACAUGGGAUGAUACGUCAGCACUGGAGGCCUCUUUUGAACCAUGGGAGUGCUCUAUGCUAAAAGUGUUUUCUCAGUUUGGGCCUCUCUACUCGCUGAAGCUUGUCCCUAAUGCUAGCGUGGCAGGGCCUGGUUACUAUGCCGUCCUCAAAUACUACUCCUCCCAAAGCGCCAGAAGAGCCCAGGCCGCUUGCGACAAGAAGAACCUCUUCCAGGACACCCCUGUGAAGGUACAAAUAUGCAUCAAACAGAAAGGAUUUCCAUACAAGUCUCUGGAACUGUACAGCCAAAAGUGUCAGGAGCUGGCGAACUAUUACCUGGGGUUUAAUGGCUGGUGCAAGAGGAUCAUAGCUCUACAGAAUAUAUCUGGAUUGGAUGAUAAUCCAGAGAUGGAAUCGGAUCCACAAGAACUGGGGAAACUGAGAUACCUGUGUGUUGUUGAAGUGAUCCUUCCUUAUCAUGGAGUUUGCAGCAGAGGAGUCGGAGUCGCAGAAGAGUGUCUUGAGAAGCAGAAUGAUCCGCUGGAAUAUAUAUUAAAGUCUGGGAAGGUACAGAAAUAUGCUGAGCAAAAGGCUCUAUCUAAUGCUUUCCAGAAGAUCCUGUUGGUGGUUUUAGACAGUGGUAAAGUUGCUGUGGAAUAUGUGUCUGGAGAAGAGGAUAAUGUGGAUUGCCUAUCAGAGGAAGAACUGAAAGGACUAAUUCAGGUGAAUGACUUCACGUGGGCGCCGAUGGAUGCGGGAGGAGGAGAAGACGAGGAGGACUGGGCAGAAAUCUCCUUCCAUGAAGACACUUUGAUAGACUCAUAGACUUUUUUAGCUUUUGCACACUGUAUUUUUGCACUUUGUAUUUGUUAUUAAUGUGUAAUGUUAUUUUGUGAAAUAUAUUAUUUUGUGACUGUUUAGUUUCUUCUCCAGAAAAUGUAUAUGCAAGUGCCCUUUUUUUUAGAAAGAGACUCCGUUUGACUCAUGUCCACUGUUUUAGUAGUAACAUCACUGUAGUAAUGGGUCUACAAGUCCCUUGAUGCUUUGUCCAGGAAUAGUAGCACAUUAGUGUGUUGUCUAUACAGGGGUGUGGAAAUUUAAUAAAUAACUACUUGUCCACGGGACUAAAACGGAGCAAAAUCUACUUGUCCCUCAUGACGAUCCACUUGUCCGGGCCAAUUUUCGCUUUUACACUCUCGUUUUUUCCUCCUCGUCCUAUAAUAGCCAUAAUUACCUA